CAGCUCAAGCCUCGUCGUCCGUCCCUUAUCGAAGACCCCACAGCCCACCAUGGCGUCCACGAUCGCGUCCUUCGCCAACUUCCUCAAGCAGUCCAAGGCGCACGCCGUGGACAACCGCGAGGUGCUGAUCGCCGGCGUGCUGUACAAGAAGCCCGAGCGCAACUCGCUGCUCUGGAAGAAGCGCUACUGCGUCGUGUACAAGGACGAGCUGCAGAUCGUCUACUUCCUGUCCCUCGAGGACUUUGAGAAGCGCGCCAUCCGCGGCAAGAUCCCCUUCAGCUCCGUGCACGCGUGGGACGGCAAGCCCAACGGCUUCCAGUUCUACACGCCGUCCAACAACUGCUUCCGCGUGUACACGGAGACGCCCGAGGACCAGCUCAAGUGGCUCGAGGUCAUGCAGAAGGCGCUGGACAACGCCCCCGACAAGAAGGACGGCGAGAAGGUCGAGUACACGCGCCCCGUGGCCUCGUCGCCCUCGUCCUCCCCCAAGGGCGCGUCCUUCCGCUCCAAGCGUAGCGACUCGUGGCGCGAGGAGGACCCCGACGUGCUGUCCAUGGCCGUGGAGCUCGAGGACCUGCGCUCCGAGGUGACCACGCUCAAGGCCGAGCUCGCCUCGUACGAGCAGGCUGAGAAGCGCUACGGCACGGAGAUCAGCGCCGCCCGCAUGCGCCGCGGCUCCGUCCUGGACGACGGUACCGAGCUCAGCAUCGAGCCGCGUGAGAUGGAGCGCAUGCGCGCCAUCUUCAACCUCUUCGACGUGCAGGGCAACGGUUUCAUCAGCGAGGACGACCUCAUGGACCUGCACGCCAAGCUCGGCGAGCCCAUCUCGACCGAGGACGCGCGUGAGGCUGUGUCGUACAUGCACAGCAAGUCCGCGACCGGCCAGAUCGACUUCAACUCGUUCAUGAAGUGGUGGAACGACGACCACGCCGCCGCCAACCAGACCGAGGCCAUGCGCCGCUACCAGGCCAAGUUUAAAUUCCUGAAGGCGCGUAUCGCCAACCCGGAGGUCGGCAACAUCGAGACGGAGGCCGUCGGCGCCUUCCCCAGCUUCGAGUUCCGCGUCAACUUCUACCACACGGGCCCCAACGGCGAGCGCCAGCAGAUCUCGCCGUGGCACGACAUCCCCCUGUACAACCCGGACGGCACGGUCAACUUCAUCUGCGAGAUCCCCAAGUGGACCCGUAAGAAAAUGGAGAUCGCCACGGGCGAGCCCUUUAACCCCAUCAAGCAGGACACCAAGAACGGCAAGCUGCGCGAGUACGGCUGGGGCGAGAUGAUGUUCAACUACGGCGCCAUGCCGCAGACGUGGGAGGACCCCUCGCACGUGACGGAGGGCACGGGUUGCGUUGGCGACAAUGACCCGAUCGACGUCGUGGAGAUCGGCACCAAGCAGUGGCGCACGGGCUCCAUCGUGCAGGUCAAGAUCCUCGGCGUGCUCGCCCUGAUCGACGACAACGAGACGGAUUGGAAGGUUAUCUGCAUCAACGUGGAAGACCACUACGCCCCGCUCAUCAACGACGUGGCCGACAUCGAGGCCCACAUGCCCGGCUGCAUCACGGCCAUCCACGACUGGCUCCGCGACUACAAGCUACCCCAGGUGAACAAGUACGGCUACGACGACAAGUGCAUGGGCCGCGACUUCGCCGAGGCCACUGUGGCCGAGACCCACGAGUUCUGGAAGCUGCUGAUCGAGCAGCGCGGCGGCCAGGCCACUGUCUAAGCGGUCCCGGGUUCUGCGCUGGCCACUCCGGCUGGAGGAAUAGUAGACACAGGCACCACAAAGCUGGAGUAAAUGUAAAACACCGACAAAAAUGAC
Phytophthora sojae is the source of this 1819-nucleotide messenger RNA. RefSeq lists its product as hypothetical. Gene Ontology annotation, molecular function: calcium ion binding; inorganic diphosphate phosphatase activity; magnesium ion binding. Gene Ontology annotation, biological process: phosphate-containing compound metabolic process. The coding region runs from base 50 to 1723 and encodes 557 amino acids. The transcript has a single exon. The record is from RefSeq and is a predicted model, not a curated record. Gene Ontology annotation, cellular component: cytoplasm. NCBI's taxonomy places the organism in Eukaryota, Oomycota, Peronosporomycetes, Peronosporales, Peronosporaceae.